This is a messenger RNA of Prunus mume (Japanese apricot), 1224 nucleotides long. RefSeq names its product protein NO VEIN-like. Lineage: Eukaryota; Viridiplantae; Streptophyta; Magnoliopsida; Rosales; Rosaceae. The record is from RefSeq and is a predicted model, not a curated record.
AUGGCGACACCGAGAGAACACAUAGAAGAGAUAAGGAAGAAAAAGUUCUCCAUAGGAGCAGAUGCACUCAACCCUUUAACUGAGGAUCUUCACCAGGCUAUCAAGAAUCUCUCUGCUGAACUCUAUGCCAAAGAUGUUCACUUCCUCAUGGAACUCAUCCAGAAUGCAGAAGAUAAUGAGUACGUAGAGGGGGUUGAUCCAUCACUUGAGUUUGUCAUUACAUCCCGGGAUAUAACAGCCACGGGGGCUCCUGCCACAUUGCUGGUUUUCAACAAUGAGAAAGGAUUUUCUCCUGAAAACAUAGAAUCCAUUUGCGGUAUUGGACGGUCCACCAAGAAAGGCAACAGGAAUCGCGGUUAUAUUGGGGAGAAAGGAAUUGGGUUCAAAAGUGUGUUUCUCAUCACUGCACACCCUUAUGUUUUCAGCAAUGGAUAUCAAAUAAGGUUCAGUGAAGAUCCCUGUGUGCAUUGCAAUCUCGGGUACGUAGUUCCUGAAUGGGUUGAUACAAACCCUAAUUUGUCUGACAUAAAACAGUUAUAUGCUUCUGCUUCUGCUUCUGAUCCUCCCACCACAACACUGAUCUUACCUCUAAAGGCUGACAAGGUCCAGCCUGUGAAGCAGCAGCUCUCAAGCAUACACCGUGAGCUUCUGUUGUUUCUUUCAAAGAUUAAGAAGCUCUCAGUCAGGGAAGACAAUGGCGAUCCAAGUCUUGACACAGUAAGUGCAAUUGAGAUAGCAAGUGAGACAAACUUUGUGACCAGAAAGAACAUUGAUGCGCAGUCCUACACCGUCCAUCUCUCUGCAGAAGAAAGUAGCAAUGCGGUUGAAAAUGAAUGCAGCUAUUAUAUGUGGAAGCAGAAGUUUCCUGUCAAGCAAGACUGCAGAGAUGAGAAGAGAAUGGAGGUAGAUGAGUGGGUGAUCACGGAGAACAACUUCAUAGAGGAAGAAGCUCACCCGGGGUCUAUGCCUUCCUUCCAACCGAGAUGGGAAACAAUUCUCCUGGACAACAUAUGGAAUAAGGGUAUUCUUGAUUGUGUGCCCACUGCAUUUGUUAAUGCAUUUAUCUCACUUGUUAGAUCCGUUGAAGAUGCUCCAGUGUCUAGUUUGCAUCGUAUAUUCAAGUUUCUGCCUGUCCAGAGCUCUUCCUAUGAAGCAUUGAAUGUUAUCAGAGAGUCGAUAAAGGCAAAACUUGUUGAAGAAAACAUUGUCCAGGAAAACUUCUGA